Molecule: messenger RNA, 6553 nt
Organism: Polypterus senegalus (gray bichir)
Lineage: Eukaryota; Metazoa; Chordata; Cladistia; Polypteriformes; Polypteridae
Gene: adgrg6
Product: adhesion G protein-coupled receptor G6
Exons: 32
Coding region: 382-4674 (1430 amino acids)
Biological process (GO): heart trabecula formation; adenylate cyclase-activating G protein-coupled receptor signaling pathway; cell surface receptor signaling pathway
Cellular component (GO): membrane
Molecular function (GO): laminin binding; G protein-coupled receptor activity
Source: RefSeq, a predicted model, not a curated record
UCUCGGACUGUUAAGACCGAUCUGAAAAUCACUUUUCGCACCAGCUUUUUUAAUCAUCCGGCAAGGAAGGAAAAGCAGGUUUCUAAAGGAUUACCGCAUGAAACAAACUGCAAACAAGUGCGCUUUCCCCGCUGCUGUUUGCUGAGCGGCAUUCAUCACGAUGGACUAACUAAUUGUCCAGGAAAAAUACAAUAAAAAUGAGGAUUUAGAGCAACGCGUGAGCCCCGCCUGUCUGUCCAAUCUGAAGUUUUUUGGGGUUUUUUUUGGAGGGGGGGACGCUUGAAAGUUUUUGAAACUGUUAAUCGAAGCUCAUUAUGAAAAUGCUGUCGAUGGGAAAAUAAUGACAGUUGACACCGCGGGAUCCCGAGCACAGUAAGGAGAAUGUGGUCCCAUUUCACGUUUCUGUGGUGUCGAUUUUGGAAAUGGAAUUUCCGAAGUGUCCUCUGUGUGCUCAUUCUACUUCAGCAGACGUAUAUGCAGCGUACAGCAGACCACGACUGUCCCGUUGACUGCAGGCAAGUCCUCAGCGACCCCAAUGGAACCUUUACAUCGCCCUGUUACCCUAACGAGUAUCCCAAAUACACGUCGUGCAAGUGGACCCUCCAGGCCCCCGUGGGAUUUAUUAUACAGAUAACCUUCCUAGACUUUGAACUGGAGGAGACCCCCAAGUGCAUCUUUGACAACGUCACGAUUCACAACGGAAAGGAUGAGCUCACCUUCUGCGGCCUGACUCUGAACAAGUCGACGUUAAACUCGACUGGUAAUUCCAUGACUGUGACUUUCUCCACCGACUUUAGCAUCCAAAAGAGGGGCUUCAAUGUCAGCUACAGGCAAGUUGCUGUUUCACUGCGGAAUCAGAAGGUGACAAUUCCACAAAAUAAAAUUCACGUGGUGUCUUCAGCAUCCAACGUGACCAUCCCAGCCCUCCAACGGUUUACUGUGUGUCUUGAAGCCAAGCGCGCCGGCCUCAACAACAAGGACUGGAAACUUUUUUCUUACAUGGACUCUUCAUCUACAGAUCUGCUGAGUUUUGGGAAGUCAUCCUCAUCCUUUGUGCUAAACGUGCUGGGUCACGACUGUGACGUCAGUGGUGCUGUGACACUCUACCCAGAUGGGGAACUCUUUUCCUUAGAAAUGACUCCAUUCUGCCUCGCAUGGAAUGGCUCUCUCGGCGAGCUGAGUGUUUUCACGAAAAGCAGCCAGGCCUCCUGUCUUUGCCCAAACCUGACCAACAAAGUCAUUCCAGGGAAUGGAUUAUUUCUGCUCGGUUCAAAUUCUAAAAAUUUUGAGAGUGCAAAUCUUGAUGUUUACAAUGUUCGCUUCUGGGCAUCAGCCAUGAGCAGCCAGAAACUUUCCAGUCUUACCUGUGAUGAAAAGGGGAGCGUUAUAGACUGGGACAACGAUUACUGGAGCAUCCACCCCAACUACCUGAAGACAGAAGUCAACUUAAGCUGUGUUUGCUACCCAAGUUGCUCUCAACUAACAACAACUACCCCAUCUAGUGGUACGGCAGUGGCAUCACCCACAGAUGUCGUAACAACCAGCUGUUCAUUAUCUGGACUUGGGUGCCCAGCCACCAAAACUUCUAUCACAACUCCCGUUAUUUUCACCACCCUGCCAACUAACAGCCUCACCGAAAAUACACAGGCCAUUUUUUCCACCAAAACUUCUAUCACAACUCCCGUUAUUUCCACCAUCCUGCCGACUAACAGACCCACUGAGAGUUCGCAAACCGUUGUUUCCACCAAAACCUCUAUCACAACUCCCGUUAUUUCCACCAUCCUGCCAACUAACAGCCUCACCGAGAGUUCGCAAACCGUUCUUCCCACCAAAACUUCUAUCACAACUCCUAUUAUUUCCACCGUCCUGCCGACUAACAGCCUCACAGAGAGUUCGCAAACCGUUGUUUCCACCAAAACUUCUAUCACAACUCCCGUUAUUUCCACCAUCCUGCCAACUAACAGCCCCACCAAGAGUUUGCAAACAGUUCUUUCCAACAAUACCUCAGUCACGACACCCAUUACUUCCACCACCCUGCUAACUAACACCAUCACCGAGAGCACGCAAAACGGUUUUACAUUAAUUCCUCCUACGCCAUCCCUUGUCACCACUAACAUGACUGAUACUAACACAAGUGUAGACGAUGGAUUGUACUACCGGCUUUCAUUUGUUAUUUAUGAUAACCAACAUCUCGCUAACGAGCAGGACGUGGAAAAUGCAGUCGGCGCCUGGCUGAACCAGACAUUUGAAAACUGGACGCAUACAGUUUACGUAGCCAAUGUGAGCAUUCAACCUAAGAGUGCAGCAAGAAGUAAAAGAAGUACUGCAAGUUACAUCUGCAAUGUCCUACUCAUUCAGAUAUACAAGAAUGAUACCGUUUUACUAGAGACAACAAUCCAGGAACGAAUAAUGAAUAAUAAAGAGUCAUUACCACAAGAUUUAAAAGUCGACCAGUUACAUGUGAUUCAAGUCGAAAACUGCAAGAAAGAAGAAUAUCCUCCAUCUUACAAGUGGCCUGAAAGCAGGCCUACAGUAGUUCAAUACCUGCCGUGCUUUUAUAAUAAAUCUCAAAAUGCAUCACGGACCUGCUUGCUGAAUCUGAUGAAUUAUACAUCCUUUUGGGGUCCAAUGGAACUGAGUAACUGCAUAAGUGGUGACAUUGACAGUCUCUCUGUCUCAGCUGAAAAUGCAGCCGAAAUUGCCACUCAACUCAAAGACAUAACGAAUACUGAGCUUACCACUGAUCAAGUAAACAAAAUUGUCAGCAAGCUAAAGGAGUUAAUCAGCGUAGCACAGAUCAACGAGUCUUUGGCGACCACCGUGGUGGAAGUGUUUUCCAAUGUCCUGAGUAGCCCUGAUGAAGCUUUAGCGCAUUCGUCAGAUGUAGCCCUAAAAACAGUUGAUGAAUUAGCAAUGAAAAUCCUUUUUACUGGCCCAUCCAUCGCCAUCACAUCCAAAAAUCUUGCAUUGGGAAUUUCAGCUCUGAAUCAAAGCACUUUCAAUGGGACAGCUUUCUCUGCAGGGUCACCUAUGAGGUCUGAUGAACUCCAGGUCAAUUUUGAGAGAGACCAGCAGAAUGCACUGGCAGAAGUUAUCCUCCCUCCAAGUUUACUGCUUAAUUUGAACGAAGGCCUACUUGAUACCGUUUCCCGAAUUCAGUUUGCUUUCUUUACCAAAACAGGACUUUUUCAGGACCAGAAUAAAAACAAGUUAUCAUUAGUGGUAGCGACGAGUGUUGGAAAUGUUUCCAUUAAGAAUCUUAAAGAUCCCGUCAUGAUUGUCAUUCAACAUACGCAAAAGCAGAUAAAUUCAACCUUCAAACCAUUUUGUGUUUUCUGGGACUUCAAAGCCAAUGAUGGCAGUGGAGGGUGGAGUGGUGAUGGCUGCCACGUGGGCCCUGAAUCGAAUGGAAACAGCACGGUGUGCUUAUGUUACCAUCUCACGCAUUUUGGGGUGUUAAUGGAUAUUUCAGGAGCCGCCCCUCAGAUUGAUGCACGGAACACAAAGAUUUUGACGUUCAUCUCUUACAUUGGCUGUGGCAUUUCUGCAGUUUUCUCAGCUGCCACCCUACUGACUUACUUGGCUUUUGAAAAACUACGUCGGGACUAUCCUUCCAAGAUUCUAAUGAACCUCAGCACAGCCCUCCUGUUCCUCAACAUGUUCUUCUUAUUAGAUGGCUGGCUGGCUUCUUUCAGAAUCGAUGGUUUUUGCAUAGCAGUGGCAGCUUUCCUCCACUUUUUCCUCUUGACGUCUUUCACAUGGAUGGGACUUGAAGCCGUGCACAUGUACAUCGCGUUGGUCAAAGUCUUUAACACGUACAUCAGGAGAUACAUCCUCAAGUUCUGCAUUGUUGGCUGGGGUCUUCCUGCCAUUACAGUUACUAUUGUCGUUGCAAUUGACCGAAACUUUUAUGGAAAGAAGUUUUAUGGCAAAGAUGAAAAUACAGGAGAAUAUUCUGAGUUCUGCUGGAUUGAAAACCAAAUCGUUUUCUACAUCACCUGCGUCGCCUACUUUGGAAUCGUUUUCCUGCUGAAUGUUGCCAUGUUUAUCGUGGUGAUGGUUCAGAUCUGCGGAAGGAACGGGAAGAGAACCAACCGCACGAUGAGGGAGGAAGUUCUGCGCAACCUCCGGAGUGUCGUCAGCUUGACAUUCUUGCUGGGGAUGACUUGGGGCUUUGCAUUUUUUUCCUGGGGCCCAGUCCACCUCGCUUUUACUUACCUUUUUGCAAUUUUUAACUCCCUGCAAGGUUUAUUUAUAUUUGUAUUUCACUGUGCGCUGAAAGAGAACGUUCAGAAGCAAUGGAGGAGAUAUCUGUGCUGUGGUAGAUUCCGUCUGGCGGAAAAUUCAGACUGGAGUAAAACAGCCACCAAUACAAAGAAAGUCAGUUCUGAUAAUUUGGGAAAAUCGUUAUCGUCCAGCUCCUUUGGAUCGUCUUCAGCCAACUGGCAGGCCAAAUCCAGCUUCAACCCCUUUGCCAGGCGAAAGGGUAAGACAGGUCAAGGCUACGUCGACCAAGGCAAAUCAAAAUGCGGCCAGCUGGAGGCAGACCAGACGUCAAUCAUCCCCGUACACCAAGUUAUCGACAAAGUGAAAGGAUACUGCUCGGUCCGUUCAGAUAAUUUCUACAAGAAUAUUUUCAUGUCUGACAGCUUCAGUCACAGCACUAAAUUCUAGGAAGCUUGUGUCACAGUUGAGAACUUCCGAAAAUAUCAUUGGUACAAGUUAGUGAAAACUUAUAAUGCUACAAAAGUUUGAACAAACAGUUUAACGCUCAAGUAUAUAAUUUGUUAAAGUCAUUCGUUUUCUGCUACCAGGAGAGUUUUCCCUGAUUUAUCCAGUCACGUCAAAUUGCACCGUUAAAAUGGCGAAAAAGCCAGAAAUUAUUUCAAUGGAACAAAACCAUAACAUAUUUUUUUUAAUUUAUAAAUUUAUAAUUAAUUCCUUUUUCAAACCUGCUUUUUAAACAUGGAAUCGGAGUAGAAAAAAAAUGUGCCUCAUGAUUUGCGUAAAGUGAAGGAAAUACAUGCAAUUUUUACAUUUUCAGGGAAGGACACUUAUGCCAAAUUUAGGUGAAUGGUUUUGUUUUUUUUCUUUUAUGAAAUAUUUAGCAAGAAAUUGAUCCAAAAUAAUGAAGUGACAGUGAGGGUAAGAGAUGGGAUUGGAGUUUAAGCUCUAGAAUGAUCGAGUAAAAGUUGGCUUUGGUCAAUUGGAUAUAGUUGGGUGUUUGUUGCCCCUCAGGAAACAUGAAAAAUGAAAAAAAAAAUGUAGAAAACUUAAACAAAAAACCAGUAAGUCUUAAAAUGUCUUACUUAAAAUGUGAAGUUGUGGCCCUUUGAGCAUAAAGACCUUUCUGUGAUGUCAGAGAGAGACUUUGAAGCUGAUUGGUUGAAGGUGAACGAGUCUCCUUUAAUUGUGUUCCAGGAACAACACAAACCUGACCAAAUGCGUCACUGAUUUUCAUAUAAAAUCAUUUGCUCUACAGCUCGGUGUUUGAAUUGUUUCUGUGGGAUUUCAACUAUCAGCAUCGCUUUGCGAGCAAAGAUCUCAGGAGCUCAUCCAUAUCAUAAGAUUAAUGAUUAUUCUCAUCGUUCUGUUAGGCCGUUGUAGACAAAAAGAUUAGAAAUAGGAAGGAAUCAAGGUGGGAAAUGAGAAAGGGGAAAAAAGUAACAAAGUCUCUAACCAAAAAAAUCAUCCAAGCCAAUCAUCAAACCCAAAACUCUAACCAAAAAAAGUUAUCGAUACCAAAGAUUUGAACUAUCUACACCAGGGGUAGGCAGCAUCGGUCCUGGAGGGCCGCAAUGGCUGCCAGUUUCUGUUCCCACCCAGUUUUUUUUUUAAUGAGAAGUCAAGUAUUGCUGAUGAAGCACUAAUUGCUCGAGUGACGUUUUGAUGUUUCAUUUCAGUGGUCUCGCUUGCUAAGGUUCCCCACCCUUAAUUAGUUAUUUGAAUCUUAGACAGCUGCAUUCACUCUUUUUAAUUGGCUCCUUAUUAGCAAUAAGAUGCAAAUGACAAAGGAGCCAGCAGUUCUCCAUCUAACGUCUUUCCAUUCACACCUGUGCAAAUUCAUCACACACUAUCUGGUUUAAGAAAACACUUAAGAGAAAAAUGUGACAGACUGAAAAUUAUCCAACCUAACCUACAACAACCUAACAGCCAUAAAAUGAAAUAAGGUCUGAGAUUGGCAAGGAUUGCUGUCUAAUUAAGCAAAUGGGUUGGAACAAACACCUGCAGCUACUGCGGCCCUCCAAGAUCAACGUUGCCCACCCCUGAUCUACACCACAAGGGCUUCCACAAAGUUAAACUUCAGUCUUUGUACUGUCAUGCUGAUGAAGUUACUUGUCGUGAUUUCCAGUCAUUGUGGGGUAGCAAUUGUGUUCGUUGUCGACACCUGAAGAAAAGGCUCUGUGAAGCACAAAAUGGUGGUGCGUGUGAAAUCAAAGAUGGCUGUGAGGUAAUAAUAGAAAUAGAAUUUCAUAAAAUAGCAACACCAAAAAAAGCGAGUCAAAAUCCAUCCAUUAUCUAACCCGCUAUAUCCUAACUACAGGGUCUGCUG